Messenger RNA from Acanthocheilonema viteae, 2649 nucleotides. The record is from the annotation of a GenBank genome assembly. NCBI's taxonomy places the organism in Eukaryota, Metazoa, Nematoda, Chromadorea, Rhabditida, Onchocercidae.
AUGUUGAAAAAUACAGUAAGGAAAGAAACAGAAUUCGAACUUCUGCUCGGACAUAUUGAGAAGGGAGAAAUGUCAAUGUCGAUCAAAAAUAUUGAUGAAAAUUUGAGAAACAAUAGCUGCAAAUGGCCGUAUAUUGGUUUAGCCAUUCCACUACUGCUUUUUCAAGAACGCUAUGAACAAGUAUUGUCUCUUUUGGAUAUAACGAUUCCACACAUACAUCCCGCAAUUACAAGAGCUUUAAGUGAUGAAAUUUUCUGUAUUAAAUGUGAAACACUGUACGGCAUUCAUGACGACAAUGCGUUGGCGCAAUUACAUUUAUUGUUGACUGAUUGUUCAGACAGUAAACGAGUACCCCGGGACGUACGGCUUGGGAUGAUAUCCGAAAAUACUGAUAUGGAUGAUGUGUCUAAAAUAGAAAUAAUGCAAAGAGAGAAAUAUGAAGAUCCGUCUGAAAAGAUGUAUUGGAAGGCUAUGAUUUUGAAGAACUCUCAAUCAAAAGCGUCCUUACAAGAAGCGAAGUCUUUGGCUGAAAAUGCUUCAAAAACCAAUCCGAAGUCAUGGAAAUGGUUAUUGAUUCUUGGCGAAAUUUCUUUGAAAUUGAAUACCGAAGAUGCAUUUUCUACGUCGGCUUUUGCAGCGAAGAUAAAUCCAUACAGCAGCAAAGCUUUCUUUCUUUUGGGAUUGAGUUUGAAGACAAAAAACCGAAUCAAGGCUAUAGCUUGUUUAGAAAGAGCAGCGAAAAUUCGUCCUCAAGAUACAAAGGUUGUGAAGCUGUUAGACGAACUGCUCAGUUUGGAAGGUCGCAAUGAGGAACUAUUUAAACAUUUACUGCAAUAUUCGAAAAUUGUACCUAAAGAUCUUUGGGCACGAAAAAGGUUGGCGCUACUGGAGCUUCAAAGUGGAAAUAUUGAUGCAGCAAUUGAUCAAAUGCAAUGCAUUGUUGCACUUGAUAAGACAGAUGCUAGGUUCUGGACUACACUAGGAGAUGCUUAUAAAAAGCGUGGGAAUUACCAAAGUGCUAUCAAAGCUUUCAAGGAAGCAAUAAAUCUUGAAUCAGACAAUGAAAUUGCUCAAAUUCAGUUUAUACAAAUGUGCCAAGUUACUGGCCAGUUGGAAGAAGCAAUUGAACAAUGUUUGGAAUUGAUAAGACGUGUUGAAAGUGGCCAAAGUAACACAAAUUGUGUCUAUCUGUUAUAUGCCGAUUCCAUUCUGAAAUUAGCUCAAGAAUCGGCCUACUCCUUGCAGUUUAACCUCUUAAAUAAAUUUUUCGGCUUGGUUGAAAAAGUUUUUGGACAGAAUCCGGGAUUAAUAUUACCCUUCAAACUUGCUUCUGAUGCUCUUUUGUUAGCAUCCAGGUAUCACGCUGAUACUUUCCAACAUUUCGAAUUCCCUAAAACCUGGAAAAUUGAGUCAGUGCUGGAUGCAAGUGAAUUAGCUAUUCGUUUCUAUUGCUUCAUAGUAAAAACACAUCCAAACUGGGCUGGUGCUUGGAAUGAUUUGGGUAUUGCCUUGCUGCGGAAAUGCCAACUUACGGAAGAUAACUCGGGAUAUUGGAAUCUUAUCGAGUGUUUUAAACGUGCUAUUAAACUUUGCCUAUCGAAAACAACAAAAUCGAUAUAUUGGACAAAUCUUUCGGAAGCAGUUGGAUUAUCAGGGAAUCCUUUAACGAUACAGCACUGUCUUAUACGGGCUUUGCAGUUGAACAUAAGAAACGAUACUGCUUGGUUUUUGCUUGGUUUAUUGUAUUUGAAGUUCAAUCAGUAUGAUUUAGCACGACAGGCUCUUAAUAUGGGCCAGAAAAUUAAUCCCGAAUCAGCAGAAAUUUGGUGUAUUUUAGCAACAUUGGCAGAAGCAGAAAAUCAUUAUGAUACGAUGGAUUUAUAUAGACAUUCGUUAACUCUCAGGCCUACUGAGCUGGCAGUGAAAAAAUAUACGUAUUACAUGAUGAAAAAUUUAGCUGAAGGUAAACAAUCUGAUGAUGCAACAAUGUUCGAUUUUGAAUCUGUUCACGAAAUUAUUGGUGUAAGUAAGCGCACUGACGAAUUUAUUUUCUUCGUAAGCUUAUUGGCUGAACAUUUCUGGUAUAUGGAUUAUGCGAUGCAUUAUAUCACUUGUUGUCAUGAUUGGCCAAAUGAGAAUAUUUGCAAAUUGCAUAAACAACGAAUAGCAUUACGAAGUGGUAAUCAACAUUUACUGGAAAAAACAGAUGCACUUCAAAAUUUAUGUGUUUUGUAUUCAUCAACUACACUCGAAAUCUAUGGGAAAUUACUGCUCGAAUGUCCGACUUAUGCGCAACUUUUUUUCACUCUUGAACGAAAUGAUGUCGAACACUUUCGUACAAUUUUGAUGAAUUCGAAAAAUAAAAUACAAAUUCCUCUUUUCAUUGCUGCUGUUAUUUAUUUCCAAAAAAAAUUGAAUGAUGAUUUCGUUAAUGUUCUGCGCGACGUAAGGCCACGUCAUCGGAUUGUACUUCUUUAUCCGGCUUGUAAGCAAGAUGAUGAAACUGAUGAAUUUUCAUAUAAUAUAAAUGAAGAAUUAGGCGAAAAAACUAUUGUACGAUAUGAUAAUAUGUCAAAGCGGUUAUGCGAUCUGUUGGCAUUGCGCAUUGAUCAUGUAGUGAACAGCAUUGGAAGCAACGUCUCAGAAUGA